Molecule: messenger RNA, 1976 nt
Organism: Hypanus sabinus (Atlantic stingray)
Lineage: Eukaryota; Metazoa; Chordata; Chondrichthyes; Myliobatiformes; Dasyatidae
Product: zinc finger protein 214-like
Exons: 2
Coding region: 1085-1765 (226 amino acids)
Biological process (GO): regulation of DNA-templated transcription
Molecular function (GO): DNA-binding transcription factor activity, RNA polymerase II-specific; RNA polymerase II cis-regulatory region sequence-specific DNA binding
Source: RefSeq, a predicted model, not a curated record
AAUUGCUGCGAACUUUGGACGCACCAUGGCCCCGCAAGCGCGGAUAUUCCCGGUUUUCCCCUCUCAGAUUCACGAUCCAGCUCUGGGCCCCAGGGAGUUUUCUGCUGAUGAGCGAAAGUGCUGGCGCGAUUUCAGCGGCGCUUGGCGGAUAGAUGGGUUUCUCUUUCGGGGGCUUUCUGGGUGCAGAGAGCUGAUCCUUACAGCGCUUUCCUCGCCAGUCCGUACGGCGAGUUUAAAAGCGCAGGCGGAGGGAAUGCGGCGGAUGGGCCUCUCAGACACUGCCGAGCUCCAGCCAUCUAGUUAGAAACGGCAAAGAAUUUGUGAACAGGAAUCUCAAAAACAACAAACAUGUCAAUUUUGCUGCCUCUGUUCAGCUAUUUAAGGAAUGACCAGAUAUUUCCUUUGUAACACCAAUAUAUUUGCUGUUUAUCCUUGGAGAAGUAUUUCAUCCCAGCUGUUACAUAAAUAUGCUUUAUGUAUGAAAUCCACUGGAAGCAGUGUGCCAAGAACACACCAGCAUUCGUUCACCAGAGAUCAGUUCUGCAACUGCAUCGAUUGUGUGAGAGGUUCAGUAUGUCUGACAGCUGACUUGAUGAAUUGAUAGCUGGGAGAUAUCAUUCUCCUACUCUCAAUGUGGGAACGGAUUCUCUCAGUCACCCGAACUGUAGACACACCACUGGGUUCAUCGUGGGGAGAGGCCAUUCAUCUGUGUGAGGGUAUUUACUCUGUCAUCCAGCCUAAAGAUAAAUCAGCAAGUGCAGACCAUAUUGAGAUGGUUGACCAAUUCUGACUGCAGGAAGUGAUUCAUUUGCCAUCCAAGCUGAAGAUACAUCUGAAAAUUCCCACCUGUGCAUGUUUGGGAAGAGAUUCACUCACUUAGCCCACCUGCAGACUCCAAGUGAGACUCACCAGGGAAAGAGAGCACUCAACUGGUCUGUGUCUGUGAAGAGAUUCACUUGGUAAUCUGAUCUGCUUACACAGGAGGGAGUUCACGCUGGGGAGAGGCUAUACAUUUGCUCAAACUGGGAAAGAAUUAAUUCAGUCAUCCUAUCUACAGACACACCAGUCAGUUCACACUGGAGAGAUGCCGUUCACCUGCUCAGAUUGUGGGAAGGGAUUCAUUCAUUCAUCUCAACUGAAGGUACAUCAGCGAGUUCACACUGGAGAGAGGCCGUUCACCUGCUCUGAAUGUGGGAAGGGAUUCACUCUGUCAUCCAACCUACAGAGACACCAGCUGGUUCAUACGGGAGAGAGGCCAUUUACCUGUUCAGUGUGUGGGAAGGGAUUCACUCAGUUAAGCAACCUACAGGCACACCAGUCAGUUCAUACUGGGGAAAGACCGUUCACCUGCUCAGACUGUGGGAAGGGAUUUACUCAAUCAUCCAGUCUGCAGAUACACCAGAGAGUUCACACUGGGGAGAGGCCAUUCACCUGCUCAGACUGUGGGAAGAGAUUCACUCGAUCAUCUGACCUUCUGGCACACCAGUCAGUUCACACUGGUGAGAUGCCGUUCACCUGCUCAGAUUGUGGUAAGGGAUUCACUUGGUUAUCCAGACUGCAGACACAUCAGUCAGUUCACACUGGGGAGAUGCCAUUUACCUGCUCAGAUUGUGGGAAGGGAUUCACUCGGUCAUUUCAACUGAAGGUACAUCAGCGAGUUCACACUGGGGAGAGGCCAUUUACCUGCUCAGAAUGUGGGAAGGGAUUCAGUCAGUCAUCCAACCUUGUGACGCACUACCGAGUUCACACUGGGGAAAGAGUUUGAAUAAACUGCCUGCUGGAUGUUCAACCUUAACAGUUGCUGAAACCAGAGGCGAGUUCAAAUGUUGAACUCUGCAAUUAUUGCUGCUGCUCAUCAUGUACAGUUCUGCACCCUGAUCACUGGGCAUGGGAGGAGUUCCUUCUGAUAUUCACCAUAAAUGGGACUGGAGUUUAAAAUUCUGGAUCUGUGACAAAUAAAUCAGUUCUGUCUUAAA